GCAGGAAUCUGAACCUUGUACUCUGUCAGGCUUUCACAAGCAACGUCCACCAAAUUCACGGUUACCAAUGCUGCUUUCAGGAUAACGAGGAAAUGAAGUUAUUUUUGCUGUUUUUCUUCUGCCGUGAUUUAUUUGCAGCAAAACACUCACUGAAGCAUGUGGCCACUGGAUCGUCAGGAGUCGCAAACAUAUCAGAGUUUUUGAGUGAAAUGGUGUUUGAUGGCAUUCAGGCGGGUUACUGUGACAGCAGGAACAAAAUACUAGAACCAAGACAGGACUGGGUAAAGAAAAUAUUAGAUGACAACCCUCAGCAGCUGAAGUCUUUGACUGUACAGUGUUUUGUGACUCUGCCAAACUUAUUCCGAGCCUGGAUUUUUGGUUUACAGCAGCAAUUUAACCAACCUGGAGGCAUCCACAUUUUACAGAGUAUAAGUGGCUGUGAAUGGAAUGAAAGCACUGGCGAGAUGAUCAACUUUUUACGGUAUGCUUACAACGGAGAAGACUUUCUUGAAUUUGAUAUGAAGACAUUAAGGUGGAUCGCACUGAAACCAGAGGCUGUCAUUACCAAACAGAGAUGGGACACUGACGAAAAUAGAAUAAAAUACACCGUCGAGUUCCUCAGUAGGACUUGUCCAAUGUGGCUGAAGAUGUCUUUGGAAAGUGGGAAACGUUCCCUGCAGAGAACAGUUCUUCCCUCAGUGUCUCUCCUCCAGAAGUCUUCGUCCUCUCCAGUCAGCUGCCACGCUACAGGUUUCUACCCUCAAAGAGCCGUGAUGUUCUGGAGAAAAGAUGGAGAGGAGAUUCAUGAUGGUGUGGAUCCUGGAGAGAUCCUCCCCAACAAUGAUGAGACCUUCCAGAUGUGUGUUGAUCUGAAUGUUUCAGUCAGACCAGAAGACUGGAGCAGAUACGACUGUGUGUUCCAGUUCUCUGGUGUGGAGAACAACACCGUCACCACACUAAACAAAUCAACCAUCAGGACCAAUUGGGAAAGGCGUGCUGACACGAAGAUCCCCGUCACUGCUGCUGUGGUUGUUCUUGUUCUUCUCAUCCUCGUUGCUGCAGUUGGAUUUGUUGUUUACAAAAAGAAGAAACGUGAGAGCUCUAAAGGAGCUCCUAACAACCUCUCUGAACUCUCUGAGAGACUGAAUCCAGAGACCACAUAAACCUGCACUCAGAGAUUUCUUCACUUUUAAACAGUAAAAAUCCCAGGAAAAAGUUUCAAAGCAGUAUUAUAUGCAUGUUGUUUAAAAAGCUUUCUUUUUUUGAAUUCUUCUUUUGCAUUUUGUAAUCAUUUGUAGGAAGUAUAUUUUUUUAAUAUGUGAAAGAAUCCUGUUGACAUUCAAGUAAAAUCUAUUUUUUAUGUUUCAGCUUAUUGUUAAAAAUGUUAAAAAUUUUCCUCAGAUUUGCACAUUUGUAUUCACAUAUCAAGAGCCGCUGUAAAACAUAUUUUAUAUUAUAUAUAAAAAUACAUGAAUAAGGUGAUGGCUUACUUUGUACUGUCAGAACAGUCUUGGUCGGGAUUGAUUCUCCAAGUCUCAUCAUCUAAACCCCUCAGCUGGUUUUUGGAUGAUGGUA
Oreochromis aureus is the source of this 1575-nucleotide messenger RNA. RefSeq names its product major histocompatibility complex class I-related gene protein-like. Gene Ontology annotation, biological process: immune response. The transcript has 8 exons. The record is from RefSeq and is a predicted model, not a curated record. Gene Ontology annotation, cellular component: external side of plasma membrane. Bases 93 to 1163 code for a protein of 356 amino acids. NCBI's taxonomy places the organism in Eukaryota, Metazoa, Chordata, Actinopteri, Cichliformes, Cichlidae.